Drosophila eugracilis is the source of this 8518-nucleotide messenger RNA. It is a transcript of the gene Zasp52, whose product is annotated as PDZ and LIM domain protein Zasp. Lineage: Eukaryota; Metazoa; Arthropoda; Insecta; Diptera; Drosophilidae. The coding region runs from base 266 to 7849 and encodes 2527 amino acids. The transcript is spliced from 15 exons. Gene Ontology annotation, molecular function: actin binding; muscle alpha-actinin binding. Gene Ontology annotation, cellular component: filamentous actin; Z disc; stress fiber. The record is from RefSeq and is a predicted model, not a curated record. Gene Ontology annotation, biological process: actin cytoskeleton organization; muscle structure development.
UCCCAUCAUUCGCUCGAACGCAACGAUCGCGCGCGGUUGUCUCGCCCAACAGCAAAGAAAGAUAUUUAAACCCGGAACGAAAGAUAUAAGCCCGAGUAGUAUCGAAGAACUGCAAAAAGUACUCAGAACGUCCAGCACUCGCCCGCCCGGUCACCGUUCCCGAAACGCUUUUCAUUUUCGCAAAUCAAAAAAAAAAAAAUACAAAGAGAGACCCUUACGAAUUGCGAUUCCAACAAGUGCGAGUGAAGUUCAGCGCUAAAAGAAGAUGGCCCAACCACAGCUGCUGCAAGUCAAAUUGUCACGUUUCGAUGCCCAACCCUGGGGAUUCCGCCUUCAGGGAGGCACGGACUUUGCCCAGCCCCUGCUAGUGCAAAAGGUGAACGCCGGCAGCUUGUCCGAGCAGGCUGGCCUUCAGCCCGGCGAUGCCGUGGUCAAGAUCAACGACGUGGAUGUCUUCAAUCUACGGCACAAGGAUGCCCAGGACAUUGUGGUGCGCUCUGGCAACAACUUUGUCAUCACAGUGCAGCGCGGUGGCUCCACCUGGAGGCCGCAUGUGACGCCCACGGGCAAUGUGCCGCAGCCCAACUCGCCGUAUCUGCAGACGGUGACGAAGACCUCUCUGGCUCACAAACAACAGGACAGCCAGCACAUCGGCUGUGGCUACAACAACGCUGCCCGUCCCUUCUCGAACGGCGGCGAUGGCGGCGUGAAGAGCAUUGUCAAUAAACAAUACAACACCCCUGUUGGCAUUUACAGCGAUGAAUCUAUUGCGGAAACACUCUCGGCCCAGGCGGAGGUUUUGGCUGGCGGUGUGCUCGGCGUCAACUUUAAGAAAAACGAGAAGGAAUACCAGGGCGAUCGCUCCGAGGUUCUGAAGUUCCUGCGCGAGGAGGAGACCGGCCAGUCCACUCCAGAACCACAUAGUCCCGCCAACUUUUACUGGACACAAAGCCAUGCAAUUGGCGGCAAUGAGCGACGCACUCCGCUGCACCAUCAACAUCAGCAGCUGCCGCUGCAGCAGCAGCAGCCGGAUGAACGGAUUGGGGUGCCACUGCAGUCGAACACAUUGGCGCCGGAGGCAUCACAUAGGCCCAGUUUGCCAGUGGCCCAGAAGGAUAAAGAAGAGCAGACCAGACAGGAUCAGGAGCAGGCCGAUCCGCGCAUCAUUGUCAUGCCCAUCUGUCCCACCCUCCAGGGACCCGAAUACAAGGCCGAAAUGGAAGCGGCAGCGGCGGCAUUGGCCAUCGACCAGGAUGGACGACCACGUCCAUUGGCCGCCAGCGGACAUCCGGCCUGCCAGCUGUGCGGCGUGGGCAUUGUUGGCGUGUUCGUGCGCAUCAAGGACAAGAACCUGCACGUGGAGUGCUUCAAGUGUGCCACUUGCGGCACCUCUCUGAAGAACCAGGGCUACUACAACUUCAACAACAAGCUCUACUGCGACAUCCACGCCAAGCAGGCCGCCAUCAACAACCCACCCUCCGGCACCGAGGGCUACGUUCCCGUUCCCAUCAAGCCCAAUACCAAGUUGAGUGCCUCCACCAUCUCGUCGGCCUUGAACUCGCACGGAUACGGUGGCAACUCGAACGGCUACUCCAAUGGAAACUCCGCCCCCGCUCCGGCACCGCCUGAGUCUGAGAGCAGCCAGGAGCUGCCUCUGCCACCGCCUCCCUCGCCCACCCAGCUGCUGCAGUACGAGGCGGAGCAAUUGCAGCAAGUCCCCCCGGAGCAACACCUGUCCACUACCCAGCAGCAACAGCAUCAGCAUAAGCAGGAGCACACACGCACCCACAGCAGCCUGUCAUCCAUUUCCAGUGGUUCCUCCUCGUCCGGAGUGGGCGGCAGCGGCAGUGGGAGUGGCAGCGGGAGUGGUGUUGGACAGAGUCAGCAAAGCUACUCAUCCACCCUAUCCCUAGACCGCUUCGGUUCGCCCAUGCAUUCGCGCCAGACAUCCGGCUCCUCCACGUCACUGGAGGCGGCUUUGGCUGGUCCGGCCGCCGGUCAGGGCGAUAAUUACACAAUGCAGCCGCCCUCUCCGCCGCCACCGCCUCCUCCGCAGACUCAGUCCGUGACGAAUUACAGGCUGCAGGCUGCGCAGAACGAGAACGACAUGAAUACGCAGAACAAGAGCCCCAAUGCGUACAACCAGCUGUUGAAAGAGUACUCCAACAAGCUGCAGCAGCAACACCACAACACCACACAGCACACGACAGCAACAGCAACACCCGCACAGAGACACAACAACACGGCCAAGCCAUUUGGAGUGGCAGCAACUACUGCAACAGCAACAGCAACAACAACACCAACACCACAUCAACACCUGCCACACCAACAACAUCAACAACAGCCGCUUGUGGCAGCGCUAACGGCGACACUUGCUAAUCAAUUGAAAUUUAACCCACAUCAGGUUGCAAGCCCCCAAGCAACAGCAACAGUAGCAACAUCAGCUGCAACACCAGCAGCAGCAGCAACAGCAGCUAUACCAGCAACACCCUUACUAGCAACUGCAACAGAUACCCCAGCUCCAGUAGCAACAUCAGACAAUAUGUCGGCCUACGUGGCGGAUGAGCCGUCUUCGAUUUAUGGCCAGAUUAACACCAACUCAGGUGCUGUAGCACCACCACCACAAGCAUCUAUCGUUGCCGGUGGGAGCGAUCAGCCCUUCGAGUACGUUACGUUAACCGGCAACGUUAUCCGCAGCGUGCAAGCUCCCGGAAAGGGGGCCGGCCCCAGCUACAAGGUGAACCAGGGCUAUGCUCGUCCCUUCGGUGCUGCCGCACCCAAGUCGCCGGUGUCGUAUCCGCCGCAGCAGCAGCAGCAGUCGCCGCGUCCCGCUCCCGGUGGCAACAAUCCGUAUGCCACUCUGCCACGCAGCAAUGUCGGCCAACAAGGUGGAGAGGCUGUUGACGAACUGCAGCCGGAAUACGAGGAGGAGGACUGCUAUGAGGUGGACAUCGAGGUGGCGUUGGCCGCUAGUCGGCAAUCGCAGCGUGGAUCUAGCUUCACCUGGCCACCGCCGCAGGAUGAUAGCCACUUGGCGCCCACCGCCGCACCACUUUACAUCCCUCCGCCGGAGACGCAACAUGUGGUGGUUACUAAUCCGGUACAGCAAGUACCACCAUUACCACCUGGAGGAGCAACUGCUCGACUAGAUCCGCAGCCUCAAGUGCAAGCCUCAGCACCUGGUGCUCCCCAAUGGCAGAGUUACUCUGCGCCCCAACUAACCACCUCGAAUGCCCGUCAAUUGACGGAGCAAGAGUCCAGCUCGGAUAGCUAUACAUCCACUUCGACAACGACGGCAACCACUUCGGAGGAAUAUCAGCGAAUGUACGCUGCCCAGAUCCAGGCCUAUCAAAUGCAGGAGCAAUCUGGCUCUGAGUUCGAUUACCAGGUGGAUUAUGGCAGCACCCAAGAUUCUAUACAGGAGUAUGCUUCAGGGAGAAGAAGUGCCCAGGAGUGUGUUGACUCCCUAGCUGUUCCCUUGAGCAAUUACAAGCUCGUUGAUAUGGUAAGGGAAGUGACACCCAGUCCCGUGACCACACCCACUCAAACUCCCGCUCCUGCUGCUCCUUCAACCCGUCGCGUUGUGUUCAACGAUGAGCCUGAGAUCAAGGAGUUGCCCCAACUACCCGUUGAACUGGAGACCAUACCCGAAGCCUCGGAAGCUGUCGAAGAUCGCGAAGGUCUUGUGAUCGAACAGCGAUGCCAGAUCCUGGAGAGCGAACGCAAGUUCCAACCCACGCCAGAGAUCAAGAUUGAGAUCGCCCCUGUGCGCCAAAUACCUCCAACCAAGAUCCCUAACCCAAUGCCCAAGGAGUGGAUAAAUCCUAUGAUUCGUGUCUUGACCACAGCCCCGGAGGUUCCUUUCCAUCUGGUGGAGUGUCCUUUUCCCCGGCCCUGUGGGGACGACUUCGAAGCUGAGGCGGCAGCCGCUGAAGCUGCUCGAGCCCAAGAGGUUCCUGCCCCUGUUCCUCCUCCUCCUCCAUCGGCACCAGCUCCAGCUCCAGUUGAGCCAUCACCUGCUCCUUUAAGAGAAUCUCCUCCCCGAGGAACCCGGCUCACCCAAGCCAUGGUAACUGCUCCCGAGUUCGAGCUUAAGUUCGCUCCUCCCGCUGAUCAGGGCGUCCCACUUCCGGAGGAAACCGAGCCCUAUAUGCCACCACCCAUCGACACGAAACCCUAUUUAAGGGAGGAUUACCGACCCAAAUCACCAUUUGUGAGUGCUCUAACCACUGCUCCCGAUCGCCCCUUUGAAGGUCAUUUCGACAAAGAUGUACCCAUCCACAUGAUUGACUUGCCCACUCCCAAAGAGCACCUGAGCAUGUGCGAUGCCCUGUGCACUGCCCCGGAACGUGGCUAUACCCCCCUGAAUCCCGAGAAUGCCAUGCAUCGCAUGGACGAAGAGCAAAAGCAGGAGGAACUUAAGAAACGUGAAUUUCAGGUGCUGGAUCAUGAGGAGGAAUUGGGCCUUCGACCGGAGCCACCACAGUCGGUGGAGUAUUACGAGACGCGGAAAGAUCAGCCUCGGAAAUCCUCCGCCUUUGCGGCCAUGCAAGCAUUCCAGCCAUCCCGGGAACCCCUGUCCUCGAACUCGGUUUCGAAUGCUGGAAGUGUGCCAGAAACUCCACGUGCCUCGAUUGUCUCUGCACUGAGGGAAGAAACUGAUCUGGAAUACCAGAAGUAUCUGAAGGCGCAGCAGCGCAAUCAGAAAAGAUUGGACUACUUUCAUCAAAAGGAAGAGGAGCUUAACGGUAUCCAGGGUCAGCAGUUAACCCAACUGCAAAGGGAACUCUCGCAUCAGCAACAGAGUCUCCUGAGCGAACAGCAGCUGCAGCAAACUAAGUUAUUGCAACUGCAACAGUGUGCUCAAAGUCAAGAGUUGCAGCAACAGAUACAGCAACUUACGCAAAAGUCACAGCAAUCUUCUCAAGUCAACCAGCAACAACAGCAGCAGCAACAGGUGUCCCAACAGCAGCAACACUCCCAAGUAACCCAACAAAGAACCCAACAGCAACAGCAACAAGUGUCCCAAGUAACCCAACAACAGCAACAUCAACACUCUCUGCUUUCGCAAACCACACUCGCUGAGACCCAAACCCUUCAGGCCAACGCCCAAUCUCAGAGUUCCGCUUCCUACAGCACCAAAGCGACUGCUUGCUCUAACUCCUUUUCCACAGUCCCACCUGCCACCUCAACCGCUUUUGCACCUGCUCCAGCUACAGCUCCAGCUCCAGCACCAGCACCAGCACCAGUACCUCUUCCUGUUCCUGUCAGCACACCUGUCCGCCUACCAGCUAUCGCUGUACAAAGUAGCCAAUACAGCAGCCAGUUCGAUGCCCACGAACUGAUCGAGGAGACCGCCGAGGAGCUCGAGCACUCGGAGGUCCUAUUUCCGCCGCCCUCCCCGCUGAGCCACCUGACCAAGCAAGGCAAAGCCGUACAGUCCGGCCUCCAUAAGCCGGAAAGCAUCCCCAAGUACCAGCGCAACUGGACGGUGCUGCCCACUCAGAGUCCCAUUCGCACUCCGGAGCCCCAGGAGCUGCGCGAGAACGUACCGCUGGCAUUCGUAGAUGCCCCGAAAGCACCAGUCACUAGUGACUCUUCCACUGUACAUAGACCCAUAGCCAUAGCCCAGAAUGCUGCGCCGACAACUGUGGUUGCUCCUUCCCGGGAAAAGGAGAAGGAGCGGCGACCGCAGAUGUCGGUGCCCAUUAUAGUUGAGGAUCGUUCGGGUCCAGUAACGAUGGCUUUCCAACCGCUAGACGAACUGGUGCGACCGGAUCAGGCCCUGACGCCCACUAGGCCAUACACCCCGUCGCUGACCAACAAGCCAGCUCCGAUUGUGCCCUUCUACCAGACGGAGGAGAAGCUCGUCUUCGAGGAGUGUUCGGCUACUCAUGCCAGGAACUACAACGAACUGAAUGCUUCGCCUUUCCCAGAUAGAACACGUUCCCCGGCUCCAGGACCGCCACCAAAUCCCCUGAAUGCCAUUCGAGCUCCGAGGAUGAAGGAACCUGAACCCAAAUCGACUAUUCUCUCUGUGUCUGGAGCUCCUCGUCUGCAAACAGGCUCCAUCACCACGGGUCAAAGUUACCAGGGUCAACUCUUGGCCCACUCCGAGCAGAGUUCCCAGUCGGCCAGCCAAAGCUUCACCCAGCAACCACAAAGGAUUACAGAACAGAGGGUGGGCAAUCUAAACAUCCAGCAAAGGGAGCAGUCUUCACAGCUACAACAGCAAGCCCAAUCCCAGUCUCAGAGUCAAACACGCAGCCAAGUGGGAAAUACUCAAAUAGAAAGACGUCGCAAGGUCACCGAGGAGUUUGAACGUACCCAAAGUGCCAAGACUAUCGAGAUCCGAACUGGCUCCCAGUCCAUCACUCAGUCUCAGGGUAAAUCGCAAUCUAUUAGCCAGGCCCAGGCUCAAUCCCAAUCCCAGAAUCAAUCGGACACAGAGCGUCGCUCUUCAUACGGCAAGACAGGAUUUGUGGCCAAUCAGGCAAAGCGAUUGUCCUGCUUGGAGCAGGAGAUCAGCAGCUUGACCAGUCAAUCCCAGGCCAUCAGUGCAAGGGCCUCUGCUCUCGGCGAGGGAUGCUUUCCCAAUCUAAGAUCACCCACUUUUGACUCGAAGUUUCCACUGAAGCCAGCGCCCGUGGAGUCCACAGUUCCUGGUUACGGAGCCGUACCUGCGGCCAGCAACAAGCUAAUGGCACCACCACCGGGUUUCCUCCAGCAGCAGCAACUUCAACAGCAGCAAAAGUCUGCUUUCUCUGGCUAUCAAGCCACCACUUCAUCGGUGCAGCAAAGCUCAUAUGCAAGCAGCUCGAAAGCCACCUCCUCAUCGCUCUCAUCCUCAUCAGCAUCUGCUUCAGCAUCAGCAUCCGUCGCGAGAUCGUCGCAAAGUCUAACCCAAGCUUCUGCUAUUACUACCACCACUAAUAACCAGGCCACCACGGCCUACAGGAGCAGCAAUGGCAGCAAUAUCAAGCCUAAUCUGGCCUCGCGGCCAUCCAUCGCUUCCAUCACAGGAUCAGCAAAUGCACCUGCUCCUGCUCCUGCUCCAUUUGCAGCUCCAAUUAAGGCUACUGCUCCAUUCAAAACACCGAUUGCCCCGAAAUCGGUGAUAGCGAACGCCGUUAACGCUGCUGCUCCGCCUGCGCCCGCUGUCUUCCCGCCAGACCUGAGCGAUCUGAACUUGAACUCUAAUGUGCCUGAUUCCCCAGGUGCCGGAGGAAAGAGCGCUGGAGCCUUUGGAGCCACCUCGGCGCCAAAGAGGGGCAGGGGUAUCCUGAACAAAGCAGCCGGACCCGGAGUGCGCAUCCCAUUGUGCAACAGCUGCAACGUGCAGAUCAGAGGACCUUUCAUCACGGCUCUUGGCCGCAUCUGGUGCCCGGAUCACUUCAUCUGCGUGAACGGCAACUGCCGUCGUCCCCUGCAGGACAUUGGUUUCGUUGAGGAGAAGGGCGAUCUGUACUGCGAGUACUGUUUCGAGAAGUACCUGGCGCCCACCUGCAGCAAGUGCGCUGGCAAGAUCAAGGGUGACUGUUUGAAUGCCAUUGGCAAGCACUUCCAUCCGGAGUGCUUCACCUGCGGCCAGUGCGGCAAGAUCUUUGGUAACAGGCCCUUCUUCCUGGAGGAUGGAAACGCAUACUGCGAGGCCGAUUGGAACGAGCUGUUCACCACAAAGUGCUUCGCCUGCGGCUUCCCCGUGGAAGCUGGCGACAGAUGGGUGGAGGCCCUGAACCACAACUACCAUAGCCAAUGCUUCAACUGCACGUUCUGCAAACAGAACCUGGAGGGCCAGAGCUUCUACAACAAGGGCGGACGUCCCUUCUGCAAGAAUCAUGCGCGCUAAAACCGCCGAUUAGAUGAUUUUGUUCGACUUCAGGGAUCACGCACACUAACCAACAACAACAACAAACACAACUAUAUAUCACAAUCCUCGGAUUAGUUGGAUAUGAGAGCUUGCUCUCAACACGUAUCUAAAAGCUUAUUAUUGCAAUUGUCAGAGUGAAUAAUGCGUAACAAUUAUUAUUUCUAUUUGUUUUAUGAAUUGUGCACACAAAUGUUAUCCUAAUUUUAAAUGAUGAACGAAUCACUCUAAAUCAAAAAAAACAAAAAACGUAGCUUCAAACGACACGAAAUCGAAUUAGCUAGCAAAUUAUAUGCCCCAAAACACACACACACAAAACAAUUAUUUAUUCAAGAAAAAACAUCGUAUCAUAACCGAACUACCGAUCCCCCAGCUAAAUAUGUAUGUACUGUGGCCAGAGUUAAUUUUACUUAGUUGAGCCUGAAAACUGUUGAUCAACCCCGAAAGCUAAAUGCUAACAAAUCGCGCGAGAGGAUUUCCGCAACAUAUAUUGGCGGCCUAAUCGGAAGAGUCAGUAAAAGUCAAAACGAGGUUGUCAGCAGGCAGUUGCUUAUUUAAUUUCUAAAUUUAUGUUGUAAAUUAUCCAUAAUUCGAUUGUAAAUUGUAAAUGAUCAGAAAGUGAAUAAAUUUCGAAAUCUUUUUCGCGUUUAA